Messenger RNA from Penicillium cosmopolitanum, 714 nucleotides. RefSeq lists its product as uncharacterized. Lineage: Eukaryota; Fungi; Ascomycota; Eurotiomycetes; Eurotiales; Aspergillaceae. Bases 1 to 714 code for a protein of 237 amino acids. The transcript is spliced from 3 exons. The record is from RefSeq and is a predicted model, not a curated record.
AUGUGGGUCGGCGUUAAUGGUGGAAACUCCAUGGUUUUUCUUCUCCAGAAAGGUUUCCGGGGAGAGCUCAGAUUGCAGCAGUCGGGAGAAUCGGAUCCUGAUAGAUGGGGGGUCGACGAAGCUCUCGAAAACUUGGCCUGGGACGAAUACUUUCCAAAGGAAGUUCUGGACAGGCUGGAGGGUGGCAGACCCGACGUAAAGGUUUUCCGUGAUGUUCUCAUUGAGUAUUUGGAGCGAGAUUAUGCAGGAAAAAAUGAGACGAGUCCACCGUUCUCUCAUGCAGACUAUGUCAAGGCGACGGAAACAGAGCAGUAUGAGGAAAUAGUGGAGAAAAAAGCAUAUGAGGGAAAGUUUUGCGAGGCUAUCCUGGAGGCCAUUACUGAUCCGGUUUUCGCAGAACAGAAUUACGAUCUCAGUGGCGAGUAUAUUGCUAAGCAAGCACGCCGUAGAGCCUUCGCCAAGAUCUCACAGGACUUCUUUGACAGUGACGAUUAUGAUGCAGGUGGACCACGCAUUCAAGUUCGGACCCUGGAUUUUGAAACUACCGAGGCGGAGCUUCGGUUGCAUUCACAGGUACGUCAGCUUUCCCGCCUUUUGAACGAAGUCAUGACAAGCCCCAUUCUAUCUGAUAAAAUGGGUCUGAAAGAGCGCCGGGCGUUUGCCGCCAGACUGUGGUCCCUCUCGUUUUGGAAUACUUCGGCCUCAAUGCCUUGA